This is a messenger RNA of Anthostomella pinea, 831 nucleotides long. The record is from the annotation of a GenBank genome assembly. NCBI's taxonomy places the organism in Eukaryota, Fungi, Ascomycota, Sordariomycetes, Xylariales, Xylariaceae.
AUGGCGUCCAACAACGAGCUCUUCACGAUCCCUAUCCCGGCGCUGCAGUCGCACGUAGGCGGCAGCAUCGUCUGCACCUCGCCCGCGCCGCAAGUCUACGUGCUAACCUGGUCCUCGCCGCCCGACAACCGCGUGACGCCCGCCUUCUGCACGGCGCUCAUGACGGCCCUCGACGCGAUCGAGUUCGCUUACCCGCCCGGCGUCGUCGUCACCACCUCGGCCAUCGCCAAGUUUUACUCCAACGGGCUGGACCUGUCGCUCGCGGUCGCCACGCCGGGCUUCUGGGAGGAAUGUCUCUACCCGCUCUGGCGGCGCUUUCUGACGUACCCGAUGCCGACGGUGGCGCUGCUCAACGGGCACGCGUUUGCGGGUGGGCUGAUGCUGGCUAUGCACCAUGAUUACCGCGUCUUUACUGGCGUGAGGGGCUAUGUGUGCGUCAAUGAGCUGGAGUUUGGCGCCCCGCUGCUGCCGGCCAUGAGCGCUAUCUUUCGUCUUAAGCUCUCGGCCCGCAGGUACCGCGACCUGGUGCUUGAGGCGCGGCGGUUCGACGCGGCGAACGCGCUGGAGGCGGGCAUUGUGGAUGCGGUGGGCGGGUUGGACGAGGCGCUGAAGUUGGUUGCGGACCGGGGGCUCAUUAAGAAGGGAAAGACGGGGGUGUAUGGGAUUAUGAAGGCCGAGAUGUACCGCGAGCAGGUGGCGUUGCUAGACGCGAGAGGGAAGGAUGCGGCGGACCCGGAUGCGAUACGGGACGCGGAGAAGAGGAGGAAGGGGCGGGGGGCUAAGUGGGUUAGGGAGUGGAAGAAGUCGCAGGGUGGGAAGGCUAAGUUGUAG